AUGGAAUCCAGGGGCAGCUCGACGAACGGUGAUGCGGACCUGCUUGCCCUAUUGAAAAGCGAGCUCAAGAACAGCAUGAAGGCAAAGGAUGCGAAUGCCAGUGGAGUAUUCAGGGCUCUUCUCUCCGAAUUCCAAUAUGCAGAGAAACAGGCUUCCGCUUCAGACAGCAAAUCACCCCAGCCAAGCAUCAUCUCUAUCCUCCAGAAAGCUGUUACCAAACGACAAGAAGCAGCAGCGCAAUACCGCGCCGCUAAGCCAUCCCCGCGAGAGGACCUCGCAGCAAAGGAGGACGAGCAGAUCGAGCUGAUCAAGAAAUUCCUGCCAAAAGAGAUGACGCGCGAAGAGAUCAUGCAAAUCGUGCAGCAAGUGAUACAGGAACUUGGCCUCUCCGGCGAGGGGAAGCAGAUCAUUCCGGUAAAAGGUGCGAUGGGCAAAGUCAUGGGGGAAUUGAGCAAACGACUGGAUAAGGGCAAAGCACCCGGGCAGGUCGUCAGCGCUGUCGUCAAGGAGCUCCUAGGAUCAAAGUGA
Messenger RNA from Tilletiaria anomala UBC 951, 528 nucleotides. Its product is annotated as GatB/YqeY domain-containing protein. Lineage: Eukaryota; Fungi; Basidiomycota; Exobasidiomycetes; Georgefischeriales; Tilletiariaceae. Gene Ontology annotation, cellular component: mitochondrion. The transcript has 2 exons. The record is from RefSeq and is a predicted model, not a curated record. Gene Ontology annotation, molecular function: carbon-nitrogen ligase activity, with glutamine as amido-N-donor. The coding region runs from base 1 to 528 and encodes 175 amino acids.